Messenger RNA from Fusarium proliferatum ET1, 2988 nucleotides. RefSeq lists its product as uncharacterized. Gene Ontology annotation, cellular component: membrane. The record is from RefSeq and is a predicted model, not a curated record. Lineage: Eukaryota; Fungi; Ascomycota; Sordariomycetes; Hypocreales; Nectriaceae. The coding region runs from base 1 to 2988 and encodes 995 amino acids. Gene Ontology annotation, biological process: transmembrane transport. The transcript is spliced from 5 exons. Gene Ontology annotation, molecular function: ATP hydrolysis activity; ABC-type transporter activity; ATP binding.
AUGGCAGGCCAUGAAACCAAUAUCUUAGAAAUCCAUUCCCAAGCCAACUCAUUCGCAGAGAACAUUUUAUCAAGCGCCCGUACAAUCCAUGCGUUUGAGAUGCGCGACAGGCUAGUCCGCAAAUUCAACACCUACUUGACCGAUGCCCACCACGUUGGUAACAAAAUCUCGCCUCAUUUUGGCACCUUGCUUUCAGCCGAGUAUUGCAUUGUCUACCUGGGCUACGGUCUUGCUUUCUGGCAGGGUAUCCGAAUGUUUUCUAAGGGUGAGAUAGACCAGCCUGGAGAAAUCGUCACUGUUAUCCUCUCUGUUAUCAUCGCCGCCACCAGCCUCACAAUGCUUGCGCCAUAUUCCGUCGACUUUACCCGGGUAUCUGUUGCUGCGGCGAAAGUCUUUGACCUCAUCGACCGCGAGUCCGAGAUUGAUUCAUUCGACAGCACCGGUAAAAUACCAUCAGAGACGAUAGGAGAAAUUUCUGUCGACAAUGUUACUUUCGCCUAUCCAACCCGACCCGGUAUCGCAGUCCUUGACAACUACUCCGUCAAGUUUCCUGCUGGAAAAACUACUGCCCUAGUUGGUCAAUCUGGAUCCGGAAAAAGCACUGUCAUCGGCCUCCUUGAGCGCUGGUAUAAUCCUGAGUCCUGCACGAUUUCGUUAGAUGGCUGCCCAAUCGAUCAGCUGAAUCUGAACUGGCUCCGAACCAAUGUCCGUUUAGUGCAGCAAGAGCCAGUCCUAUUCCAAGGAACCAUCUUCGAUAACAUUCGGUCUGGCCUAACUGGCACUGCAUGGGAAGAUGCGCCAAUAGACGAGCAGAUGCACCAUGUCGAAGAAGCUGCUAAGCUGGCGUUUGCCCAUGAGUUCAUCUCUAAGCUACCUAAUGGAUAUAAUACCCAGGUUGGCGAGCAUGGGUGCCUGCUCUCUGGUGGCCAGAAACAACGUAUUGCUAUUGCGCGCAGUAUUAUCUCCAAGCCCAAGGUCCUUCUUCUGGACGAGGCUACAAGUGCACUUGAUCCUGAAGCUGAAGGUAUUGUUCAAAAGGCGCUAGAUACGGUCUCUAAGGGUCGCACGACAAUUGUUAUCGCUCACAAGCUUGCUACUAUCCAGAAGGCCGACAACAUCAUCGUCAUGAUGAAAGGACGCAUCGUCGAACAAGGUACUCAUCAGUCUCUGACCAUGUGCGGCGGUACCUAUGCUCAACUCGUGCAGAUUCAGAACCUCACAGCACAGGGCGACGAGUCUAGAGACAUUACGGACCAAUCUGAGCCCCUAGAUCACGUCCCGAUGUCUACUGAACCAAGCAGCACUUUGACUCGGCAUGAGACCUCCCACCAAAGUGAUGUCGAUGGAAGCAAGGAUCUAGGUGGAUAUGAUCAGCAUGAGCAGCGCGGUGUCAUCUCUGUCAUUAUUCGGAUCGUUGGCCAGACGCCUGAGCUGAGGUUGGCAUUUAUUGUCAUCCUGAUGGCGUGCAUCGUGGCAGGCGCGACCUUUCCCGGCCUGGCCAUUCUUAUUGCCAAUAUCGUGGAGGUCUUCUCUCUCACAGGAUCUGAGAUAGAGCUUCAAGGCAACUUCUAUGCCAAAAUGUUCAUCGUCUUUGCCUGCGGGUGUUUCGUUGCCUACUUCGCUUUAGGAUACGCCACAAACGUUGUUGCUCAUAAUUUGAGUCACAAGUUCCGCAAAUCUAUUCUUGAGAACAUCCUUCGACAGGAUUUGCAGUUCUUUGAUCGAGAAGAGAAUACCACCGGAGCGCUGAUCAGUCAAAUAGACUCAAACCCACAGGCUGUCCUUGAACUUAUGGGCUACAACGUUGGUCUUAUCCUUGUCGCCGUCUUCAACAUCACUGCCUGUAGCGUCUUAGCUAUUGUGUAUAGCUGGAGACCUGGCUUGGUAGUCACCUGCAGUGGCCUUCCCCCUUUGGUUACUGCCGGUUAUCUUAAAAUCCGGUUCGAUGCUAAACUGGAUCGCGAGACGUCGAGGCUCCUUUCACUCAGUGCUUCUAUUGCUUCCGAAGCGAUAAAUUCUAUCCGGACUGUUUCAUCUCUCCCUAUUGAGAAUUCGGUGCUGUCUAGAUACUCCCACGAGCUGGAUCUCGCAUUGGCUGGCUCUAAGCGACCUGUGUUGGCCAUGAUGAUCUGUUUCGCCUUUACACAGUCUAUCGAAUACUGUUUUAUGGCCCUUGGCUUUUGGUACGGUUGCUACCUUUUAUCAUUUGACCAGAUUAGCAUAUAUGCUUUUUUCGUUGCCUUCUUAGGCGUCUUCUUCUCUGGCCAGUCGGCUGCCCAACUUUUCCAAUAUUCGACCAGCGUCACUAAAGGCAUCAAUGCGGCCAAUUAUAUCUUUUGGCUUCAGGACCUUCAGCCGUCGGUAAGGGAAACAGACGAAAACCGUGGAAACGGCCCUGAAUCUGGCGAUACGGUGAACAUCCUUGAUGUGCACUUUUCUUACCCUCUUCGACCCGAGAUGCGCAUCCUCAGAGGCAUAAAUGUCAAUAUAAAGAAGGGUCAGAUUGUUGCUUUCGUCGGAGCAUCUGGUUGCGGCAAAUCUACAAUAAUCGCUCUACUUGAACGGUUCUACGACCCCACAACAGGCUCAAUCGACAUUGACUCGACCUGUUUGACUUCUCUCAACCCUCGACUGUAUAGUCGCAUUGUAGGACUCGUUCAACAAGAACCCGCAUUGCUUCAAGGUUCGAUCCGCGAGAAUAUCGAGUUGGGUGUCGAUGAACCCUCUGACGAUACAAUUUCCUCGAGUGCCACAGGAACGGUCAGCGAUAAGGAGAUCGAGUCGGCGUUGCGAGCUGCCAAUGGCUGGGAUUUUGUGUCAUCUCUGCCUGAGGGUCUUUCUACCCCUGUUGGUUCUCAUGGUACCCAGCUGUCUGGUGGCCAGCGGCAACGCAUUGCUAUUGCCCGUACACUUAUACGCGAUCCGAAAGUGCUGCUUCUUGAUGAGGCGAUAUCGGCGCUUGAUACAAAAAGCGAGAAGAUUAUAUAG